Messenger RNA from Cavia porcellus (domestic guinea pig), 5078 nucleotides. It is a transcript of the gene Myocos, whose product is annotated as myocilin opposite strand. The transcript has 3 exons. The record is from RefSeq and is a predicted model, not a curated record. The coding region runs from base 199 to 450 and encodes 83 amino acids. NCBI's taxonomy places the organism in Eukaryota, Metazoa, Chordata, Mammalia, Rodentia, Caviidae.
AGCCUGACUCCAGGAGGAUAAAAGACGAAGGGAGGGGUCAUUUUGGUGGCUGUCUCCUCUAGGAGGUGCAGUGGCUCAGGUGCAGGGAAGAGCACAGCUCUUAGCCAGGCCCUGAGUCGAGGUGUGGCAGCGGUUACAAGGCUAAGUGGGACCGAAAGCUUCCCAGGUGCACAGCAUUGAGAUUCCUGCAGCCUCUGCAUGCAGACCAUGGAACGGAGGAGCGCUGUGAACCACACCAUUAACUUCCCCUACCAAGACCUGGCUUCCGAGGUGACCAGGCGCAGGGACGCCAUGGCCACCAGAGAAGAGAUGAUUACCAAGAAAAACAAUGAUGCUAGAGAGAGGGUCUACCACUCAGACACGGAGACAGAGGCUUCUCCCAGAAAGACCGACCUCAUGGUACCCCCUCCGCCACCGCCUUCUCCAGCUGAGGAGUCCACUAUCUGCUAAACAAGUAUAAUUUAAAUUAUUUUGAGGUGGACCAUGAUAGGAGACUCUGGCAAGCAGUUUCAGCAAUGUAUAGGACUUUGAAGACUGCCUUAGAAAUUUUUCUUUUCUCUGUUUCUUCUCCUAGCGACACCCCCAGGUGUCCUUCCUUCCUGCACAUGCACUGGGAGGGAUUUGGGGUUUCAAGCUGAGUCUCUGCGGAUGUUUCUUUGAUCUUUAAUUUAUGCUGUGCUGUGGAACACUUGCAGCAGUCGAUUGCAUUUGAAUUUAAAAAGUUAUCCAGCAUCGUUGUUUAUUAUUGAAUCUGAAUCUGUAAAAAGUUCGGGUUUCUGUGACUUAACUCUAAAGUUCUGUGACUCAACUCUAAAGAUCUGAGGUCCAGAGAACCCUGAGGUGUUUCAGUUUUCAAAACUCAGCCGGGCACCACAGUUUUACAGCUCAUUCAUUCCCAUUUAACUGAGCCGUGUCUCCCUCCCUUGUGCUGGAGGUGGAGUGAGUGAGUUUUUCAAAGUUUACUGAUAGGGGAUUGAGGAGAUUUUCAAACUCUAUCAACAGAAAACUCUGCUUGGAAAAGCAGGCAGUACAGAAUGAUUGAGUGGAAAGAAGUGUAUUUCCUGGGCCUCCUGUUCAGGCCUCUUAGCAGGCCAUCAAAGCUCCUCUUAAUGCUUUCCGGUAUCCUUUGAGUGGUUUGGAGGCACCAGAAAUAUAAUUUGGAUGCACAUGAAAAUAUAACUUGCCCAUCUUUUAAGUCGUCUGUUUCUCAUGGCGUCCUUGAGGGUGUUUCUCUCUCCACACCUGCCUGUGUGAAAGUGCCCCAACUCUCUUCCCCAGCAGCCAGUGACAGUGGGUGGAUGUCUGCGUGAGGCAGAGGCAUGCCCUGAGCAUCUGUCAUUGCCAGCUGACUGCUCCUCCUCUCCCUCCCUCCCUCCCACGAGGAGUCGCACCUGCACUGCCUGGUGGAAUAGCCUCAUGCCAGGUGUGGCUCCUUACAUUGAAAUUCAUUAAAAUUGAAUAAGAUAAAAAUUGAGGGGGUUAAGAGGGCUGGAGAUUUAGCUCAGUGGCUCAAGUGCCUGCCUGAUAAGUGCAAGGUCAUUAGUUCAAUCCCCAGCACCAAAAAAAAAAAAAAUAAAUAAAUAAAAUAAAUAUAUAUAUAUAGUUCACAUUUACAGUAUGGUGCCUACUGUGUGAGCCAGGCCACUCUUCUAGGGACACAUCAUUGUAUAGAGAAAUCAACCCCUGUCCCAAUGGAGAUUAUCUUCCAGUGGGGGAAGACUUACGAAAAUAUAUGAUGAGUAUAACAGAAAAGAAACAUUUUAAAUAAUAAGAUGAAGUAAGGGAGCUUAAAAGCACAGUACGAAGCAGCAGGUUAGUUGCAAUUAUAAGCAACGUGGCCUGGGAAGGCCUCAUAAGGAAAGUGAAGGCUGGAAGCUGGGGAUGGAGUUAGGUGUGGGACACCUGGAGUGGAGGGGAGAGCAGGUGCCAAAGGCUCAGGGCAGAGUGUCCUGCUGUGUCCGGGGGAGAUUUAAGGAGGUCAAGUGGGUGUGGCCAGAGUAGAGGGAACUGGGACAGUACUAGAGCCGAUGGGCCUUUGGAAGAACUCUGACUUUGAGAUGGGAAGCUGCAAGGGGUUUUCUGAAAAACAGGCAUAAUCUGGCUUGCGCUGUAAUAGAAUAGGCUGCCAUAGAGAGAACAGGCUGUGCAAAGGGAGAGGAAGUGGUAUAGAUGCUAUCACAGUCCUCGAGGAAUAAGAUGGUCAUUUGUAGCAGGGUUAGGGUGCUAAAUGUGGCCGGGUGCUGCACUGUUUUUAAAGAUAGAUUGGGUGUAGGUUAUGAAAGAGAUGGAUAAAGGAUGAAUCUGAUAUUUUUUGGUUUGAGUAACCAGAGAGAUGGAAUUCCAUCUGCCAUGAGGAUCAGAUGUGAUCUAUCUGGGGGCAGAGAUAGGGACUCAGAAGCUCAGUUUUUGAUAAUUAUAUGGCUAAUAGACCUCUCAAUGGAGAGGUCACUUGGGCAAGUGAAUGAGUCUAAAAGUUCAGGCCUCACCACUGUGUGGACAGAGACACUGAGGGAGCCAUCAGCAUGAAAAUGGUAUUUAAAGCCCUGAUCCUAGAUGGGAUUUGCAGAGAAGUCAAUAGAUAAGAAGCACCUAAGCCCAGGCUGGAAGUACUUUAGCCUCAAGUGGUUGGGGCUAAAAGGAGGAACCAGCAAAGGACACAGCGGAGCAGUCAAAGACGCAGGAGGAGCGUAAUAUCCUAAAAACUAAGAGAAAGUUUUCUUCUUCCUUUGGUUUUUCCUUCACUCCCUUCUUCUAUCCCAAAUCCAGAACCACAGCUGAUAGAAAAUAGGAGAUGGGCCAUGGGCAGGAUGUGCAAAAGGAGUUUGCCUCCCCCACGGGGAGCUCUGAUGCUCUCCUGAGCACCCAGAGGUGGCUCCACACUUUCUGCUUUCCAUUCAAAGGUCUGAAAGAUAUAGGUGCUUGGUAGGGUAAAUUAACACAUGCGUUCUGACUUUUUAGGUUUUCUAGUCUUUAAGAAUCUGCUGUCCAUGAAUGAGGAUGGCGAUACCCAACUAACUGUUAUGGACCAAGCUGAAUUCCCCCACUCCAUAUGUUGAAGUCCUGAUCCUAACAUGCUGAGGGUCCCUAAGUCCAAAAAUAUGAAAUCCAAAGUGCUGCAAAAUCUGAAAUUUUUUGCUGAUGUGACACCACUAGCAGAAACUUUCAAACCUGGCCUUAUAUGAUAAGCCAGGAAGGGUGUAGUUACACUGAAAAUAUUAUAUAAAGUUACAUUCAGGCUGUGUGCAUAUGUCCAAGAUAUACAUGUGACACAAAUGCGUUUGUUUAGAUUUGUUUCAUCCCCCAGCUAUCAAAUUACAUAUGUGUAAACAUUCUAAAAACCUGAAAACAAAAAUCUCAAACACUUCUGAUCCCAAGCAUUUCAGAUGAAGAAUAUUAAACCUCAUACUUUGGAAUGUGACUGUCUCUGAAGAGCUGACCUCAAUUGGUAAAUUCCUUUAAACUAAAGCCAUUAGGGUGAAGCUUAGUCCAGUGUGAUGAGUACCCUCGUAAAAAGAGGCAUUGAGAAUACAGGCACACACGGGAAGAGCUGAUGAAGACAGGGAGAAGACCCCAACACAAGCCAAGGAGAGAAGCCUCAGCAGUCAUCUUGAUCUUGGGCUUCAGCCUCCAGAACAGCAAGAAAAUAAAUGUCUGCGUUGGAACCACUCAGCCCUUGGUAUUUGUUAUGGCAGCCCAAGUGCCCUGCACAGCAGCAGAGAGACUGAGAUUCCAUCCUCUCCCUAAGUACUCACUAAAUGUGUUGCUUUAAAUAGGAUUUCCAUUUGUCAGUGCAAAUGAAAAGUCGAACUCUCAGUUUUGCUUUCCAAAGUACAGCCUCGAGAACUCACGGGAGGGAGAAUCCUUAAAGCCCAGACUUUGCUUUUUUGAAAAGCUGGUUCUCAAAGGCUGAGCCUUGGCCCCAUAAACAGUAAGUGGGAAGGCACAGACUAGAAUGCCCCUGUAGUUUGAAUCAAGUCUGGGGAAGCAAAAACCCUCAGGGUGAAGAAGCUUAGGUUUUGAUGUACUCCGAACAGGAUAUCAAAAACGGAAUAAUUUGGGGCAUUUGAAAGCAGAGUCGGGUGUCUGCUUUCAGCCAGUUUGUUCUUGUAGGAGAUAAAAGUCUAGCCAAGAAACGGCCUGGCACCAGCAGAGGGCAGCAGGUGAACGGCAAAGGAUACCUCUUUCCUGUGGGGCAGGCCCACUGCUGAAAUGUCCCUGUUUGGGGGUGGGGGGUACGCUAGAGAAAAGUAGCUCAUCAAAAAGAGGAUCAAAAGUUUGAGUCGUGCUUGGGCAAGUUAAUGAGACCCUGUCUCUAAAUAAAUAAAGGAGUGCGGAUGUAGCUUAGUGUGGAGGUCCUGGGUUCAAUCCCCAUUGCAAAGGAAGAGAGAAUCUGGACAUCGGAGUAGGCUGCAGACCUAGGAGUGCUAGGGUGGCCUGCAUGUCAGGAGCUAAUGCUGGGAUCCAUAUUGAUGGUGAAAGCAGUGUGAAGGAAAUUCUGCCUGGUUUCCUUCCCUCAGUCUUAGCCCCAAUGCUUGCUUACCUCAAGCAUGGAUUCCACCUUAGGGACAAUGAGAGAGAAGCAGAAUGAGCUGACAGCUAUUUCAGCUAUUAAAUAAUGAAUAUGGGGGUUGGAGGGAGAAGGAGAAGUUAUUUAAUGAGAACAGAAUUUGUUUCAUAGGAUGGAAAGUUCUGGGGAUAGAUGGUAGUGAUGGUGCACAAUAUAAAUGUAUUUAAUACCACUGAAUUGUGCUAUCAAACGCCAAAGUUUUGUUGUAUUUUAUCACAGUUUUUCAAGUUGUUUAUUUGAGGUUGUUUGCAAAAUUAAUACUCAUGACAACAGAUAAGACCCAAAGGGAAAUGAGGGUGAAGUAAGGGAGAGAUGGAAAGAUUUUUCAGGAGAGGCCAAGAACACGAAGAGAUGCAGUUAAAAAAAAGUGUGGAUUCCAUGGUUUGCCUGGUGUCUUUCUGGGCAAAAUCUCAAAACCAGGCACAAGCCACAAGUUUGUUCGCCCUUCCGUUCCUCUCCCACUCUUUUUAUCACACACACACACACACACUCUACACGCACACACACACAC